Molecule: messenger RNA, 486 nt
Organism: Stereum hirsutum FP-91666 SS1
Lineage: Eukaryota; Fungi; Basidiomycota; Agaricomycetes; Russulales; Stereaceae
Exons: 4
Biological process (GO): CDP-choline pathway
Cellular component (GO): nuclear envelope
Molecular function (GO): phosphatidylcholine binding; choline-phosphate cytidylyltransferase activity
Source: RefSeq, a predicted model, not a curated record
GGAGUCUACGAUCUUUUCCAUUUCGGACACGCGCUCCAACUACGUCAGGCGAAGCUUUCCUUCCCGGAGGUGCAUCUCAUCGUCGGCGUCAACUCGGAUGAGCUCGUCAAGGCGCAUAAAGCGAGCACGAUCAUGCGACAUGCCGAGCGAUGCGAAGCCGUGGGACACUGUCGCUGGGUGGACCAGGUCGUCCCAGAGGCGCCUUGGGUCCUCGACGAGGAGUUUGUGGAGAAGUAUCAGAUCGACUAUGUGGCGCAUGAUGAUGACCCGUACGUGAGCGCGGGACACGACGAUGUGUAUUCGUAUGUGAAGUCCAAGGGUAAAUUCAUUCCGACAAGACGCACGCCGGGCGUGUCGACCUCGGAACUGCUCGAACGUAUUGUGAAGGGAUAUAGGAAACGUGACUUUGAUAAGAAGCUGGAGAAGAUGGGGCAUUCCGAGUUGAUCGCGCAGGGGUCGGACUGGGAUGAUGAUCGGUCGGGGUGA